Messenger RNA from Trichoderma reesei QM6a, 1431 nucleotides. It is a transcript of the gene blr2, whose product is annotated as blue light regulator 2. Gene Ontology annotation, molecular function: zinc ion binding; protein binding; sequence-specific DNA binding. Bases 1 to 1431 code for a protein of 476 amino acids. Gene Ontology annotation, biological process: regulation of DNA-templated transcription. The record is from RefSeq and is a predicted model, not a curated record. The transcript is spliced from 3 exons. Lineage: Eukaryota; Fungi; Ascomycota; Sordariomycetes; Hypocreales; Hypocreaceae.
AUGUCCGGCCCACCUCCUCUGCACGGCGACUUGUUUGGCUUCGGCAACAUCGACGUCUUGCCCAUGUUCCAGGGAGCCGCCCACAGCCAGGGCAUUUCCGUGCCCACGUCCAGCGCCGAUGCGCUCCAUCUCGACGACUCCAACGGCGACGCCAUGGCACUUCUCGAGAGCACGCUGAUGGCUCACUUUGGCGGCGACAUGGCCCUCAACAUUGACCCCAUGGCCGCCGUGCUGGACGACGACGGCGGCGACAUGGACGGCCGCCUCAUCUCCCCCGACAACAUGCUCAAGCCCCAGGACCAGUUCAACAACGUUGCCAACGACGUCCCGGGUGCAGGGCCCAUGCCCGCGGCUGCCUUUACGCCCACCAGCAUGGCUAACAACGGCGGCGGCAGCGGCACCAGCGGCAGCAACAACCCGCUGACCGAGUUCACCAAGCGGCGCAACUGGCCGGCCAAGGUGGUGGAGGAGCUCAGGGACCUGCUGCAGAUCCUCGACUCCAACGGGCGCAUCAAGUAUGUGUCGCCCAGCAUCACGGCCCUGGCGGGGUACACCACCGAGGAGGUCCAGGACACCUUUCUGAAGCACCUGAUCCAUCCCGACGACCAGGGCGUCCUCGUCUCCGAGCUCCACGAGUCCAUUGCAACCGGCAACCCGCUGCGCAUGUUUUAUCGCAUGAGGAAGAAGGACGGCACCUAUGCCAUCUUCGAGGCCGUCGGCCACGCCCACAUUGCCGCGGCCAGAUUUGCUCCGAAUCCAAAUAACCAAUCGCCCUUUUGCCAGGCCGUCUUCAUGAUGGCGCGCCUCUACCCCACCAAGAACGCAGCCCUGCUGGACUCGUUCCUGGAGCACAAGUGGGCGCACAGUCGGGAGGGCCGGUCAGACGUCGGUACCUCAGAGAAUGCCAGUACGGCAGCAUCCACGGUUUACGGAUAUCACAGCGUCCCCACCGAGAUGCCCAUGUCAUCAGCAGCAGCAGCGGCCGCCGCCGCUGCCGCCGCCGUCGACGGUGCAUUGACGAGGAAGAACCUGGAGGGCGCCACGGGGGGGAAUCGUCAGGACUCGCUGCGCGACAAGAUGGCGCGAUUCGAGGCGUCCUCGGCGGAUACGAUAGCCUUUUUGACAGGCAUAGAAAACGGAGAGCGGAUGAGUAACGGCAACCGGAGCCCGACCCUGAUCAAGGGCGAUGCAGGAAUUGCCAUGCCUAUGGACAGGGACUCCAAGUCGGGCGAGAAGAAGAAGAAGCUCAAGUUGGCCGAAGAAUACGUUUGCACUGACUGCGGUACAGUUGGCACACUCGAUUCCCCGGAAUGGCGAAAAGGGCCCAGCGGGCCAAAGACGCUCUGCAACGCCUGCGGACUACGCUGGGCCAAGAAGGAGAAGAAGCGCAACAGCGUCGGCACGCCCCUGGCCAAGCCCGUCGCGGGCUGA